Molecule: messenger RNA, 879 nt
Organism: Linum tenue
Lineage: Eukaryota; Viridiplantae; Streptophyta; Magnoliopsida; Malpighiales; Linaceae
Source: the annotation of a GenBank genome assembly
AUGCAGGACCAAACCUCCGUCACAGCCGCCGUCUCCGACGUGGCGUUUUGCCCCAGCUUCAGUAGCUACACUUGCGACCGCCUCGCCAACGUCGCCGCGGCGGUGGCCACGGAAGCAGUGAAUUCAUCGGAGAACGAUGACGAAUUCGAGUUUGUCUCCUUCAGCUGCGAGGCUCCAGAUGCGAUCGAAUUAGGAGACCACCAGCGAUUGGUUUCCCCUGUUUUUUUCCCGGUGUUCAACCGAGAUCGAUUUGCCGGCGACGCUGAGGGACAGAGCAGCGAUGCUCCAGCAGCGGCCGAAACGAUACCGCGCCCGCUGAGCGAGUUGUUCAUGGACGAUCGAGAUCAGCACUCGUCGUUCUCCUCUUCCUCGUCGGAAGCGGACGAAUUAGAAGGCGCGCCGGAAGGGAGCUACUGCGUCUGGACGCCGAAAUUGAUUUCUCCCUCGUCGGUUACCGGAGCGUCGCCUUCGCCCGGUAGAUGCGAGAAGAGCAAUUCGACCGGAUCUUCGGCUUCGACGACGAAGCGGCGGUGGAGGCUGCGAGAUUUGCUGCGUAGAUCCAGCAGCGACGGGAAGGCGAUCUACUUGAUGGUCCAGCCAAACACCGCUGGCUCCAGCAGUAAUAAUAAUAGCAGCGGCAAUAAUGAAAUCAAUUUGGGGAAAAGGAGUGAGGAGAAAUCGGCAGCCGAUCGGAAGGCGAAACCGUCGCCGGCAAGAGCUGCGAAAACGGCGGCGUCGGCGCACGAGGUCUUCUAUACGAAGAGCAGAGCUUUGAAAGAUGGGGAUAGGCGGCGAUCGUAUUUGCCUUACCGUCAGGAGCUUCUCGUCGGAUUCUUCUCUAAUGUGAACGGUUUCAGCAGGACGUUGACUCCAUUUUAG